CACCAACAAACACACACACAGACAUGUACAUACACACACAGAAACAUGUACACACGUGCACAGAGACACAUGUACAUACAGACACAUGUAGACACGCAUAUACACAGAUACAUGUACUUACACAGAAAUGCACAGAUACAUGUACAUACACACAGACAUAUGUACAUACAUAAACAUGUACAUGCGCACACACACACACACACAUACAUGUACAUACACGCAGAUACCUAUAAAAAGUUGCAGUACUUCGUUGUUCACUCACAGAGCCGGGUACUGCACUCUAGGGGGAGGCAGAGAGCACAGCACACACUCCUUGCUUUGCUUUCACUGCGCUCAGCUAUUGAGCAGUCGGACGACUCCCAGUGCCAAUGACAGAUCCGGCCUGAGCGCCGAGCCUGCUCAGCAAGACUGCCCUGGGGGACACACUCGCCCCCACCAUAAUUUCCACUCGCCAUUGGCGUGCAGGCAAGUGGAAAUUUCAAGGCCUGUACUA
Messenger RNA from Staurois parvus, 493 nucleotides. Lineage: Eukaryota; Metazoa; Chordata; Amphibia; Anura; Ranidae. The record is from the annotation of a GenBank genome assembly.